This is a messenger RNA of Schistosoma rodhaini, 1149 nucleotides long. Lineage: Eukaryota; Metazoa; Platyhelminthes; Trematoda; Strigeidida; Schistosomatidae. The record is from the annotation of a GenBank genome assembly.
AUGGGAAAUAAGUUAAAAUCAUAUAUCUCACUUGGAUUUAUAUUGUUUAUUGUUAAAGUCAUUUUGAUAGCACUAUUACAUAUCACAUUUUCAGUCGCUUCAGAGGAAUAUGAUGAGAUGGCGUAUGCUGUCCCUACAGAAAAUAUUGAUAUUGAUCUGUUUCUGAAAUCACAUUCAUCAUAUAAUAAAUACACUACUUCCCAAAAGAAUUUGAACGCAACUGUUUUAGCAUAUGUAACACCUUGGAAUAAAUUAGGAUAUGAAGUAGCAAAAAUAUUUGGUGGUAAAUUCAACCUUAUUGCCCCUGUGUGGUUUGAAGUCCAAGGUGAAAAAAAAGCAUAUACAGUUACUGGGAUCCCUGAAAUUAACACUGCAUGGCUUGGUGAAAUUCGCACUGUAAAUCCCGGUGUAAAGAUAGUACCUCGGUUUUCCUUCAGUCCAUGGGAAAACCGAGAUUUUGCCGCAACAUUAAAAGAUGUUUCUAAAACAGAUAAAUGUAUUCAAAAUGUGAUCAAUAUUUUAAAGAAAUAUAAUUUUGAUGGCGCAGUCAUAGAAAUGUGGGCACAGUUCUCCGGCGUAGAAUUGCAAUCACUAAUAGAUUUUACAGUACGACUUUCUGACAAUUUACAUUCAAACGGCAAGCUUUUUGUACUCGUUAUUCCACCUCCUGUUUACUAUGAAGGCAUAGAAGGAAGAUUUAAAGAAGAGGAUUUUAAAUUAUUGGCCGAUUAUGUUGAUUAUUUUAGCUUAAUGACAUACGACUAUUCUUCACCUCAUAGGCCUGGGCCUAAUAGUCCUUUGCGUUGGGUAGAAGAAUGCAUUAAUCGUUUGGUUCCAAAGAAUUCUUUAAACCAAGCAAAAUUGCGUAGACAAAUUUUGGUUGGUUUAAACUUUUAUGGAAUGGAUUACUUACCUAAAAAAUUAACUGGUGAACCUAUUAGAGGCAAUGAGGUUAUUGAAAUAGCUAAGAGUUACCAACCGAACUUUAAAUGGGAUAAAAAAUGGGCUGAACAUAGCUUUUCGUACAAGGACAAAAAGUCGCAAGACCACUUGGCUUUCUAUCCUACCUUGAUGUCGAUAGCUCAACGUCUGCAAACUAUACUAUCCAGAGUUGCCGCUGGAUUUGAGAAUUAUUUUUUGAACUAUUAA